Molecule: messenger RNA, 2508 nt
Organism: Penicillium soppii
Lineage: Eukaryota; Fungi; Ascomycota; Eurotiomycetes; Eurotiales; Aspergillaceae
Gene: aguA
Product: alpha-glucuronidase
Exons: 1
Coding region: 1-2508 (835 amino acids)
Biological process (GO): xylan catabolic process
Cellular component (GO): extracellular region
Molecular function (GO): alpha-glucuronidase activity
Source: RefSeq, a predicted model, not a curated record
AUGUGGUCACUCGGUUUCCUUGCCUUUUUAGGUGUUGCGGCCGCUGAGGAUGGCCUCAAUGGUUGGCUGCGGUAUGCAUCAUUGCCAUGUUCUGGUCAAUGCCGAUCCAACCUUCCCUCGACUAUCGUCACUCUCAAUACAACCAAGACAAGCCCGGUGUAUGUUGCGGGGACGGAACUAAAAAUUGGACUCAAAGGUGUUUAUGGGAAAAAUGUACAAGUCACGCAUAACAAGUGCAAGGUUUCUUCCUCGAUCAUCGUUGGCACUAUUGACCAAUAUCGCCGCUCCUGUGGUGCUGUGAAUGGUGUACCUGACCUUGAAGAAGAUGGCUUUUGGUUGAACACCAAGGGAGAUAAUGUUCAAAUCUUUGGACAGAAUGAAAGAGGCGCGCUGUACGGCGCGUUUGAAUAUUUGUCAAUGCUUGCACAGGGAAAUUUCUCUGAGGUCUCAUAUGCUUCGAAUCCUUCUGCGCCUAUUCGCUGGGUGAAUCAAUGGGACAAUAUGGAUGGCAGUAUCGAACGUGGCUACGGUGGCCCCUCUAUCUUCUUCAACAACGGCCAAAUUGUUCAAGACCUCACCCGUGUCGCUGAAUAUGCUCGUCUCUUGGCUUCGAUCAGGAUCAAUGCUGUGGUGAUCAAUAAUGUCAACGCCAACGCCACCCUCCUAGACCCCACCAACCUCGACGGGGUGGGCCGAGUCGCCGAUAUUUUCAGGCCUUACGGUAUUCAAGUUGGAUUGUCACUGAAUUUUGCAUCUCCUCAAACUUAUGGGGGGCUCAGCACUUUCGAUCCCCUCGAUGCAUCUGUCAUUGAAUGGUGGUCGAACAUUACUGCCCAAGUUUAUGAGCGAGUUCCCGACAUGGCUGGCUAUCUUGUCAAGGCUGAUUCCGAAGGGCAGCCGGGCCCGCAAACGUACAACAGAACCCUCUCAGACGCAGCGAAUCUUUUCGCCAAAGAAGUCAAGCCGUAUGGUGGCAUUGUCAUGUACCGCGCUUUUGUCUACAAUCAGCUCAAUGAAUCCAUCUGGACAGAUGACCGCGCAAAAGCUGCCGUCAACUUCUUCAAGGAUCUAGAUGGCGAAUUUGAAGACAAUGUUGUGAUACAAAUCAAGUUCGGGCCUAUCGACUUCCAGGUCCGCGAGCCGGCAUCGCCCUUGUUUGCGAAUCUUUUCAACACCAGCAUGGCCAUUGAGCUUCAGGUCACGCAAGAAUAUCUUGGCCAACAAUCCCAUUUGGUAUAUGUUGCUCCCCUUUGGAAAACAAUUCUGGAUUUCGACCUCCGUGUUGACCACCAACCAUCGCUCGUUCGCGAUAUUGUGACUGGCAAACGGUUCAAUCGCAAAUUGGGUGGAUCGGCGGCUGUUGUCAAUGUGGGUACCAACACCACCUGGUUAGGUAGCCACCUGUCCAUGUCAAAUUUAUAUGCCUACGGUCGUUUGGCCUGGAAUCCUGCCGAUGACACCCAAGAAAUCUUGCAAGACUGGAUCAGGUUGACCUUUGGACUGGACCGAAAGGUGCUUGAUACUAUCACUCGCAUGUCUAUGGAGUCCUGGCCUGCUUAUGAGCAAUACAGUGGCAACCUAGGUAUUCAGACGUUGACUGAUAUUCUAUACACUCAUUAUGGCCCUAAUCCUGCAUCCCAAGACAACAACGGCUGGGGUCAAUGGACCCGGGCAGACCAGACCACCAUUGGAAUGGAUCGGACUGUGGCAAAUGGAACUGGAUAUUCUGGCCAGUAUCCAGAUGAGAUCGCUGCCAUGUACGAAAGUAUCGAAAGUACACCGGACGACCUUCUGCUAUGGUUCCACCAUGUCAACUAUACCCACCGCCUGCACUCGGGUAAGACUGUAAUUCAACACUUCUAUGACUCACACUACACGGGUGCCGAGACAGCGCAGGGCUUCCUUGAGCAGUGGGAAUCGCUUCAAGGCAAAAUCGACACCGAGCGAUACAAUCAUGUACGACACUUCCUCGACUACCAGACUGGCCAUUCAAUCGUUUGGAGAGAUGCCAUCAAUAACUUCUACUACAACCUAUCUGGUAUUCCUGACCAGGCCAAACGUGUUAACCACCACCCAUGGCGUAUUGAAGCCGAAAGCAUGAAGCUCGACGGUUACAAGACCUAUAAUGUCAGCCCAUUCGAAACGGCCUCUGGUUCUGUUGCGAUUGUUACGAUCUCCAAUAAUACUGCCGGCACCGCUUCUACCAAAAUACCAUUUCCCUCUGGGACUUACGAUCUCGCGGUGAAUUACUAUGAUCUCUUUGGAGGCCAGUCCCAGUGGAAGGUCUAUCUCAAUGACAGGAAAAUCGGCCAGUGGACAGGAAAUAGUGAGGACAUAUUCAGUCACACACCUUCAAUAUAUCUGGACGGACAUUCGGCUACACGUAUAAAGUUCCGGAACGUCAAGGUUCGAAGGGGCGAUAUUCUGAAGAUUGUGGGAAUGCCCAAUGGAACUGAACCGGCUCCGCUGGACUACGUGGCUUUGUUGCCAGCGGGGAUCAUAGACUAG